Messenger RNA from Ochotona princeps (American pika), 573 nucleotides. RefSeq names its product interferon alpha-1/13-like. Gene Ontology annotation, biological process: response to exogenous dsRNA; natural killer cell activation involved in immune response; positive regulation of peptidyl-serine phosphorylation of STAT protein. NCBI's taxonomy places the organism in Eukaryota, Metazoa, Chordata, Mammalia, Lagomorpha, Ochotonidae. Bases 1 to 573 code for a protein of 190 amino acids. Gene Ontology annotation, molecular function: type I interferon receptor binding; cytokine activity. The transcript has a single exon. Gene Ontology annotation, cellular component: extracellular region. The record is from RefSeq and is a predicted model, not a curated record.
AUGGCCUUGUCAUUGUCUUUUAUGCUGGUCCUGGCGCUGCUCAGCUGCAAGGCAGCCUUCUCUCUCAACUGUAGUUUGCCUCAGUCUCACAGCGACGAGAACAAGAAGACCUUGAAAAAUCUGCGAGAAAUGAAGAAGGUGUUGGACUCCUCCUGCAUACAAGACGUUCAUGAUUUUGGGUUACCCCAGGAGGUGUUUGAAGAACCCCAGGUUCUGAAUGAGCAAACCAUCGCUCUAGUCUCUCAGAUGAUCGAGGAGGUCUUUACGCUGUUCUGCAAAGGACGCUCAUCUCCUCCCUGGGACAAGGCCAUCUUGCGUGAUCUGCUGUGCUCUAGACUCUUCCGGCAGCUAAAUGACCUGGCACCCUGUGUGAUGCAGGAAGUGGAGAUGAAAGAGACAACUCCAACAGAGACUCCUUCUGAACGUGCUGUGCAGAAAUACUUUGCAAAUAUCCGUCGCUAUCUGACCAAGAAGAAAUACAGUCUCUGUGCCUGGGAGAUUGUCAGAAUGGAAGUUUUGAGAGCCAUGUCUUUUUCAGUAUGCAUGCAAAACAGGUUAAAAAAAAAGGAAUAA